AUGUUUAUAAAAAACUUCUUUAAGAAACAAUCCAGAUUUGAGAGAAAACUAUUCGAAUCCUCAAUAUUCGAUAAUCAAGAGACUGUGGAUCUGGAAGAUGUCAAGUAGAUGUUGCAAGGUAGAUUUGUUUCAAUAGUAUCUAGGAUUUCCUUGUCUGUCCGAAAUUGAUUAACUAGUUUAAAGUAUGACUAUUGUUCAAGUGUGUCGUGAAUUCCUAAGACUCAUCCCCCAAACACUAGACAAUCAUAAAAAGCUAAAAGUUCUGCUCACCAUGCAUGUGCUUAUGGGAGAUGUCAAACAUGGUAGAUUAUUUGUAUAGUAAUUAAAUUACUUUAAUGGUUGGGCACCUACCAACAAAGAGGACAUCCUCAAUAAGUUCAUCGGCAUUCAAACGAUGAUAAUCCAUAAACUCUCCUGCAUCUAAGAAAUAUCAAAUAGAAGCAAACUAAAAAUCAACAUUGAGGUCCUCUUCAAAGAUAUAGAUACAUCGGUCAUUCAAUUCUACAAAGCUAUCAAUUGUCUAAACUUCAUCCUAGCUUAAUAUGAUGUAUUAAUAUCUCCUAGUUUCAGCUAUUCCUCAGUAUCUCUAAACUCCACAACAGAACAGUGGUCAUGGAAAUUUACUUACUAAUCUGGAACGAUCUAAUAGCCAUGUAUUUGAUGCUUGAAAGGUACGGUUUAUGAAUUCUCUUUUUAAGUAUUGUAGGUUCAUACGACAAUUUAUGGAGUGUUACACACAGCUAGAUCAGAAAUAAGCAUUGCAAGUCUAUGAACUAUUUAACGAAUAUAACAAAUUGACAGCCUCUGUGAGAUAAUUUGGAUCCAUCAGUAACAAUUUCAAAAAUUGCAACAUCUCCCAACCUAAGUAAUCUCAUCUCAUAUUCUAGAUGGUAUGUUCCAACAAAAAAAGAGUAGGAUGAAUUGCAAUUGUAUUUUCAGAAUGUCAAAAUUUAUUUAACAAGUAGAACCAAAAGAUAGAAAAUUGAGAAAUCAGCUUCCUAAGUUUUGAGAGUAUGUCAGAGCACAGAUAGAAAUUAUAGAAAAUCAACUUCAUUUGUUGGGCCAAAAGGAGAUAACUUUCUUCAAAAUACUACUCUAGGGUAUAUGAAAAAAAUAUCUACUGCUACAAAUCCAAUUGCAUUUUAAUACACAUUUGAAAGCGAAUCAAAAACUGAAAUUUAAUAGAAAUGA
Molecule: messenger RNA, 1191 nt
Organism: Paramecium octaurelia
Lineage: Eukaryota; Ciliophora; Oligohymenophorea; Peniculida; Parameciidae
Source: the annotation of a GenBank genome assembly